GACUGCUGACCCCUCCGGUUUCUGCGUGCGGUGCCACGUUAGUAGCGGCAGACACAAAAAUACACAGAUACUCUCCCCGACCUGAAACAAGGAAGAACGCCGUAAACGCAUACUGAUUUCUGCACUCAAGUGGAACCGCAGCCGAGCGUGUCCGCAGCUCUAGACCCUAGUUCCGGAAGAAGAAAAAGAAAAAAUACGACCAUGUUGAAGUUUUGGCUCGUCUGCGCACUGGCUGUGGUCAGCAGGGCAGAAAUCGCCGAGGAAGAAGAUGUCCUGGUGCUGAAGAAGACCAACUUUGAGGAGGCUCUGGGCUCUCACCCCGACAUUCUGGUGGAAUUCUAUGCACCAUGGUGUGGCCACUGCAAGGCCCUGGCUCCAGAGUAUGCCAAAGCUGCUGGCAUUCUGAAAGCUGAGGGGUCAAAGAUUCGCCUGGGUAAAGUGGACGCCACAGAGGAGACUGAAUUGGCACAGGAAUUCAAUGUCCGGGGAUACCCCACCAUCAAGUUCUUCAAGGAUGGAAAAAAAGAGUCACCCAAGGAGUACUCUGCUGGCAGACAGGCUGAAGAUAUUGUCACCUGGCUGAAGAAGCGCACAGGCCCCGCCGUCGCCACCUUGGCUGGGGUCACUGAGACUGAGUCUCUGAUUGCUGACAAUGAAGUGUCAGUCAUUGGUUUCUUUAAGGAUACUGAUUCUAAAGAUGCAGAAACCUACAAAAAGGCAGCUGAGGCCUUUGACGACAUUCCAUUCGCCAUGACCUCCGAUGAUGAUGUUUACUCCAAAUUUGAGGUUUCUAAGGAUAGCAUUAUCCUCUUCAAGAAGUUUGAUGAGGGCCGCAAUACCUUUGAUGGAGAAGUGACCAAAGAGAAUCUCAUGGCAUUUGUCAAAAGCAAUCAGCUACCUCUGGUCAUCGAGUUCACCGAUCAGACUGCCCCUAAAAUCUUUGGCGGAGACAUCAAGUCCCACAUCCUCAUGUUCCUGCCCAAAGGUUCCUCUGACUUCCAGGACAAAAUUGAUCAGUUUAAGAAAGCUGCAGAGGGAUUCAGAGGCAAAAUCCUGUUCAUUUUCAUCGACAGCGACAUUGACGACAACCAGCGCAUCUUGGAGUUCUUCGGCCUGAAGAAGGAAGAGUGCCCAGCCAUCCGUCUCAUCACCCUGGAGGACGAAAUGACCAAGUACAAGCCAGAGAGCGACUCCAUCACAGCAGAGGCCAUCACUAAUUUCUGCACACUGUUUACUGAGGGCAAGCUCAAGCCCCAUCUCAUGAGCCAGGACAUUCCUGAAGACUGGGAAAAAGGCCCUGUCAAAGUGUUGGUGGGCAAGAACUUCGAGGAGGUUGCCUUCGAUCCUACCAAGAACGUCUUUGUGGAGUUCUAUGCACCAUGGUGUGGACACUGCAAGCAGCUGGCUCCAACCUGGGAGCAGCUGGGAGAGAAGUACAAGGACCAUCCUGACAUCAUCGUGGCAAAGAUGGACUCCACAGUCAAUGAAAUCGAGGAAGUAAAAGUCCACAGCUUCCCCACACUCAAGUUCUUCCCUGCAGGAAAUGAACGCAAGGUAAUUGAUUUCAAUGGAGAGAGAGUGCUGGACAGCUUCACCAAGUUCUUAGAGAGUGGUGGCAAGGAAGGCGGUGCCCCCGCAGGAGAUGAAGACGAUGAUGAUACUGAUGCAGAGGAUCUGGACGAUCUAGAGGACGGACAGGAUGAUGACUUUGAUGAUGAUAGACAUGAUGAGUUGUAGGAGCUAGCAGUGGAAAAAGAGAGCGAGAGAGGAGACAAGUCCCGCCCCAACCCUUCAAACAAGUCACCAUCACUACUUUCACCUUCUUGUGGACCUUUCCUGUCCUGUGAACAUUAAUACUCCCCCUUUAACAGCCUCUCAGUCAGUGCGUUUUAAAAAAAAUUGCCUGUUAUCCAUCUCUCUGGUUUGGUCAGUCAGUCCACCUGUGGUGUGACAGGGCUUUUUCCUUUUCAACCUUGCAGCUUUCCGCCAGAUUCUGGGAAUUCUGAGAUAAAACACACCUUCAAUGCCCGUCUCUACAGCAGCGCCUUAAAUAAUGGAGAAAAAAAAAAGUCAUUAGGAUCUUGUUUUGUAAAUGUGUUUUCCCUGUAAAAAAUGUUCUCCCCUCCCCUUGUGUCAUCCUACCUUUGUUUAGUGAGGGUAUGAUUUGUGUAGUAGCUUCAUUUAUGUGUAGAUGGUUGUUUUUUUUUAACCUCCAGAGCACUCAAGUCCUACGUGUUGGUUUGGUAAGGACUGAACUCUCAGGGGGCAAGGGGCCCAAACAGUAGAUGUCUAACGUUUUGCAGUGUCUUCUCACUAAACCGGUACCCCUACAGUUUUUCCAGUGUGGCACACAGGUCCCACAUUUGUAGCUGAGACCAGUAAUGCUUUCUUUUUUUUAGUUAGUUGGGGGCAGUUCACUUUCUCCUUUGCUUCAUUCCCAAAAGUUCUUGGUCGCCUUCUUCCUUUUCAGCUUAGCUACUGACUUGUUAUAUGGGGGAAAUACUUUUUAUUUAAUUGCUUUCACAAUGAGUUUUUUUUUUUUUUUUUUAAUUUAGACUUCAAUGUAAUAUGAUAUGAUAUGAUACCAUUGUACCCCGCUGUAGCCAAUUGGACCUGUUGGGGGCAGAGUUGGCCCUUUGGUCAUACUCUCAGACCUGGGAUGGUUUCUGGAGCCAGAUCUGAUAGGUUGCACUGCAUUUAUGCCUAAUCAGAGAUUCAUCAAGGUUACUAAAGCAGAUAGAGAUUGGUACAGUUUACUGGUCAGGUCGGUCUGAGAGAAAUGUCUGUCUGUGUCUGAGGGGUGGGGAUGAAUCUUGCACAGCCCCCCCCAUGUCUCACCCAUACUGUACCCUCAUCAUCUCUUUGGACUCUACCCAACACCCUCCUUGCCACUGUGUGCGUGUCUGUGUGUGUUGUGUGAAUUGGGUGAAUACUUGUGAGGUAUUGGAUGACUAGUUAUUGUUUUUCUGGUCAUUCAUUGACGUGUGUGUGUGUGUGUUUGGCAUAGUGAGGAAGCUGGAGUAGAGCGAGGAGAUGGAUGUGACAGAUGUACAGCAGUCGGGUGAGAAAUAACGAAGCAUUCCAUCAUAUCCAAAAUGAUGUGGUUAACGUGAAAUGGUGGCCAAUAAACAAAAUAAUAAAACACGUUUGUCCA
This is a messenger RNA of Cynoglossus semilaevis (tongue sole), 3154 nucleotides long. It is a transcript of the gene p4hb, whose product is annotated as prolyl 4-hydroxylase, beta polypeptide. Gene Ontology annotation, biological process: protein folding; response to endoplasmic reticulum stress. Lineage: Eukaryota; Metazoa; Chordata; Actinopteri; Pleuronectiformes; Cynoglossidae. Gene Ontology annotation, molecular function: protein disulfide isomerase activity. Gene Ontology annotation, cellular component: endoplasmic reticulum. The coding region runs from base 202 to 1737 and encodes 511 amino acids. The record is from RefSeq and is a predicted model, not a curated record. The transcript has 11 exons.